CUUCAAUCUUCAUUUGUAUUGUACCAUACCUUAGGUACCUCAUAUAUCAGUUCACACCUUGAAUUUUAAGACAUUAACCUGGCUAUAACUUCUUACCCGACUACCUAUUUGCCUUUUAUUGCUAAUUUUGCCUCGUUUUGGUUCUCGUAACCUUCCAUCCUAUAUUCUUCGGCCUGGAAGCCAAUUGCGACCAAGAAUGACGACCGUCAGACGGUGAUAAUGCGAUUGAACUGCGCCAAUGCAGUUCUAGUUGCUGCUAUAAAACUAUUUCGCCUCGUCAAUGGCCAAUUUCCAAAUUACACGUCCCAAGACCUGAAUCUUACAACUAUUUCCUCGCCGAUCGACCCUAAUAUCAAGAUCAGCUAUAAAGUACCUCAUGGAGCCUGUAACACCGCAUUCGAGUCGCAAACGCAGUAUACUGGCUGGGUGAGCCUCCCGGGUGAUUUCCCUACUAAUACUUUCUUUUGGUUCGUUGGGGCGCGGGACAAGCAAGCCAACUCCAGCUUAACCAUCUGGCUCAAUGGCGGCCCGGGGUCGAGUUCUAUGUUCGGUUUCUUUACAGAGAACGGCCCUUGCGAGGUAGUUGAUAAUGGCACCGACAAGUUCACCACUAUAGCCCGGGAAUGGGGUUGGGAUAGGGCGUCGAAUAUGUUAUUUAUAGACCAGCCCAACCAGGUUGGGUUUUCCUAUGAUGUCCCUACGAAAGGUUCUAUCGACUUGCUCACCAACGAAAUCUAUAUCCCGCCUGACAAGAGACCGGAUUCGCUACCGCCGAACGCAUAUCUAGACGGCACAUUCAGUUCUAUGAAUGCCAACCAUACGGCUAACACAACCGAGACAGCAGCUAUCGCCAUAUGGCAUAUGCUCCAGGGGUUUUUAGGGGCUUUCCCGGAAUUGAACCCUCCAAAGGACAACAUCUUAGGCGUGAAUCUAUUUUCGGAAAGCUACGGAGGGAAGUACGGCCCCGCGUUUGCGCAGAAAUGGAAACAGAUGAACACCGUUCGAGGCAACGGGACUGUUUCAAACAGCACAUCGGUAGAGAUUCGCCUUGUCUCACUUGGUAUUGUAAACGGCUGUGUCGACGACCUGAUCCAAGCACCGUAUUAUCCCACCAUGGCAAUUAACAAUCCCUACGGUUUUCCUGCCAUCAACUCCGUUAGAGCGAAAAUGGCCAAUGCUAGCUUCUACACCGACGGUGGAUGUCGCGAUCUGAUCAAUCAAUGUCGGGCCGCAGUUGCCAGCAAAGACCCGAAUAAUAGCGGUUCGGUCUCAGACGUGAACUACAUCUGCGAGUCCGCUUACAAUAACUGCACCAACAACGUCAUGCUGCCUUACUCGGAUGCCGGUCGUAGCCUCUAUGAUAUCGCAGUGCCUUUACCCGAUUCAUUCCCUCCUCGGCGAUAUCUAGAGUACGUGAACACGCCAAUCUUCCAAAAGGCCAUCGGCACGCGCCUUAAUUACACGGAGACAAAUAGCCAGGUUGCCGCAGCCUUCGCUUCCACUGGGGACUACGAGCGCGAGGCAAUGGUACCCAAGCUAGCCUCACUCCUCAACGCAGGUGUUCGCGUAGGCUUGAUAUACGGCGACCGAGAUUAUAUUUGCAACUGGCUGGGCGGCGAGGCAGUAUCCCUGGCGCUCGCCUCGUCCGUAACAGGCUAUGAAUCAGCCUUCGCGUCCGCUGGAUACGCGCCUAUCAUCGUCAACGACAGCUACGUCGGCGGCGCAGUGCGACAGUUCGGCAAUCUCUCAUUCAGCCGCGUGUACCAAGCAGGUCACUCCGUACCAGCUUAUCAGCCAGCCACGGCUUUCGAGAUAUUCGCGCGGGUCAUCCGUGGCGACAGCGUGUCCACGGGAGAAAACAUCGACCUUUCUACCUAUAACACCACGGGCUCCACCGAGGCCAACAGCGCUCUCGAUCUCCCCGCUGCCCCGUCACCAACCUGCUGGCUUCGCGACGUGCCUGGUAGUUGUGAUGAAGAGCAGCGGAGCGCUAUUUUAAACGGUGAUGGUUUCGUUGUCAAUGGCAUUGUACAAACAGGCCCAACGGUGACGACACCGCCAGCCUCUGCUGUCGCCGAUCCCUCGACAACUACAACUCAACUCACCGGCUUGUUUACGGCUACUGCAACGCCAUCGAGUGUAGCCAUGUCAAGGGUGGGGCCUAGUAUUGACUUGGGGUUAGUUGUCGGCGGCGGCGUUGUUAUUGCCAUACUGGUUGGUUCAUAAAAUUAACUCGCCUUAUACAGUACUUUGCACAGCAUAUUUAUUUAUUAUUGGAAUCUUCCACCUUGGCCCGAAUCAUUAUACUAGAUACCCAUACCCGAGCAAUGAAUUCUUGAUGUUAAAAUAAUCUAUUAAGCUUCGUCGGCGUAGCUAACAUGGUUUAAAAUCAAACAAGAGAUCAUAUCAUACGCAUAUGGCUUACCUCUUAUCAAAGUUGACUGUCUACCGCAUUUGAAUAUUUAGUGAUAAUUUUAAUAUAUAGACGGCAUAACCCAAUUCCUCCAUCUACUUGCAACGCUUUUAAAUGUUCACUUUGU
Daldinia decipiens is the source of this 2540-nucleotide messenger RNA. Its product is annotated as alpha/beta-hydrolase. The transcript has a single exon. Bases 220 to 2226 code for a protein of 668 amino acids. Gene Ontology annotation, molecular function: serine-type carboxypeptidase activity. The record is from RefSeq and is a predicted model, not a curated record. Gene Ontology annotation, cellular component: fungal-type vacuole. NCBI's taxonomy places the organism in Eukaryota, Fungi, Ascomycota, Sordariomycetes, Xylariales, Hypoxylaceae. Gene Ontology annotation, biological process: proteolysis.